Cephus cinctus (wheat stem sawfly) is the source of this 1986-nucleotide messenger RNA. RefSeq lists its product as uncharacterized. The transcript has 2 exons. Bases 1 to 1986 code for a protein of 661 amino acids. Lineage: Eukaryota; Metazoa; Arthropoda; Insecta; Hymenoptera; Cephidae. The record is from RefSeq and is a predicted model, not a curated record.
AUGCCCCAGCUACAGGAGACGGAUUAUUUCCGCAAGCAGGAAGUCGGGGCCAAUCUACUCGACCUGGACAGCGACGACGAGCGUAUCCUCGAUGGAAAUUAUAUAUUGAUCGGUGACGGUCAGAGCGCCGAUACGACGCCUAAGAAAACGCCUUACCCCGACGCCAAUAGUCACAGUAAUUAUAAUAUUCUCGGCGACGGUACCAGGAGCUUCGAUUCCUUGUCGAGAAACGUUAACGUACCGUACUCUAUAGCAAAUAGCCAUAGAAAUACUUUUCAAGAUUCAAACAGUCACAGCAACUACGACGUCUUCUCCGAUACUUCCGAAAGAAACUGCAAAACUUCCUACGAAAACGACUCCUCGCAUUCCUUAGCCAAUAGUCAUGGGAUCUAUAGAAUUUUGUCCGAGAGCAGCGACAGGACUGGGGAAAUGAAGAAUAAUUCGCAAGAGAACUUGAUACCGUCUGGAGAGAUGAAUUAUGAAAUAGCUAAUAGCCACAGUAACUAUCAGAUAUUCUAUAAUAGUCAGACCCAGUACGAAGUUGGUGACGAUGGCAGAGGAAACUUCACGAGAAAGUCUUUGAUCGAGGCGGAAGAGUACGAACGUUUCCAAAGUUUGAUCAGAGCUCAGAUGAAGAGUACAGACGUGAUCAGCCCUACGAGAAGCGAGACCAGUCACAGUUCGCGUAGCACCGAAGAGACCAGUACCACGUGUGACAUUGAAGAGUGUCUUAUACAGAUCGAGGAGAGUCUUAUGAAUAUAGAGCAGAAUCUUCUGCACGUGCAGGAUUUGGAUAUACCUGAAUUGAAAAAUUUACUGUAUAAAAGUCCGAGUAUCGAGAAGAGUCUCUUCGAGGUCCAGGAUCUUUUGUGCACGGAGAAUAUUGAAUCUGCGAAGAGAGGCAAACUCUUCUCUUUGAAUAUCGAUGAUCGGACUGAAAAUCUUAUGUAUAUCAGGUCUAAGGAAGAUUCCCCAGACUCUGAUCGCGAAACUUUUACCAAUGAUGAAAAUCUACUUCAGUUCACGGAUGAUAAGUCGCUGAGCGAUCACGCUGAAAAUUCUGCUAAUGUUUCAAGCGUGAUGAACUCUAUUUUUUAUGCGAACGCAGACAAAAACGUUCAUUUCAUUCCGAAUAGCUUGAGCAAGACACCAGUCAAGAGCAGCUUCGAUAGAACUAAGGAAAACAUUAAAGCCUCUUCCUUUGACUAUAGCGAUUUUACAAAUGAUCCAAAUGCUGACACUAGCUUUGAUGAUAUUAAUUAUAAUCUGAACAAUGAGGUGGACGAGAAGGGACUAUCGGAUAGGAAAAAAUGUCACAGCAGAACGAAUUCGCUGGAUGAAAAUUCAAUUUUUCAAAAUUCUACCGAUUUCGGUGAUCCGCGUAAAACUUCACUUGAGAAUUUGUUCUCCGACAGCAAGGAAUAUUAUUUGGAAAUUAACUCCAAAGCCAAGUCAGAGGACGCACUGGAGCAAUACGACAAUGAAUCUUCGGUUGUCAAAAAAUCUAAAUCGUCAAGACACACCAGGAGACGAUCCAGGGAUUAUCGUUUGGCAGAAGUCGAAGCCAAGGCUGAGGAAUUUCGGAAAAAAAUUGAAAAUAUAAUAUCAAGUCGACGUUCCGCCAUUCCUAAUCUCGAGGGUACAAAGGUCUCUCUGAGAAAUUCAAAGGAGACACCGGAAAAUCGUUCAAACUCUUUGGAAAAGUCUCCAAAGAUUCGCAAGACUUCCGUAGACACGAUCAACGAAAAGGACAAGGAUUCGCCAACGAGCAAACCCUUCAAACCAAACAGUUACGAAAAACGCAAAAGGAAGAAACUCGCGAACAGAACGCAAUCCACGGAAAAUGCACUGGUACCAAGUAAAUUAAUCUCGUUAUCCUUAUCUCUGUUAUUGGCAGCUUUACUGCAAGCUGUCAGAUGCUUAACUGACUUGGUAGAGGAUGCCUUCAGAUCUGUGAGUUACGAUAGAAGUGGGUUGCUCGAAUGA